AGUUCUUGGGGAUGGAGGAGACCCGGAGCAGUAGAUCAGGCUCCGGAGCGAAGGGGCGGCGGCGGCAGCAGUUGACCGUAUUACUGCACUACUUUCAGGAUUCCAAGAGCCAUGUUGUCCAAAGUCCUACUGGUGUCUUCUCCAGGGAAAGUCAUCCUUCAUGGAGAACAUGCUGUGGUCCAUGGCAAGGUAGCACUGGCAGUGGCCUUGAACUUGAGAACAUUCCUCCGGCUUCAACCCCAAAGCAAUGGGAAAGUAAGCCUCAACUUACCAAACAUUGGGGUCGCACAGGCCUGGGAUGUGGCCAGGCUUCAGCUGUUGGACACAAGCUUCAUGGAGCAAGAUGACGUCACGGUGCCCGUCGCAGAGCAAGUGGAGAAGCUGAAGGAGGUGGCAGACUUCCCUGAGAACUGGGCCGCCACCGAGCCCCUGGCGGUGCUGGCCUUCCUAUACCUGUACCUGGCCAUCUGUCGGAGGCAGAGGGCCCUGCCAAGCCUGGACAUCACGGUGUGGUCGGAGCUGCCCCCCGGGGCCGGCCUGGGCUCCAGCGCCGCGUACUCGGUGUGUCUGGCGGCCGCCCUGCUGACCGCAUGUGAGGACAUCCCCAACCCGCUGGAGGACAGCACGCACACCAGCAGGUGGUCCGAGGAGAACCUGCAGCUCAUCAACAAGUGGGCCUUCCAGGGGGAGAGGGUGAUCCACGGGAACCCCUCGGGAGUGGACAACGCCGUCAGCACGUGGGGGGGAGCCCUCCGCUACCAGCAGGGGAAGAUCUCGUCCCUGGACAGGCCCCCAGCUCUCCAGAUCCUGCUCACCAACACCAAGGUCCCACGAAGCACCAAGGCCCUGGUUGCUGGAGUCAGGAACAGGCUGAUCAAGUUCCCAGACAUCGUGGAGCCCCUCCUGACCUCCGUGGACGCCAUAUCCGCGGAGUGCGAGCGCGUGCUGGCAGAGAUGGCCUCGGCGCCGGCCCCCGAGCAGUACCUCCUGCUGGAAGAGCUCAUCGACAUGAACCAGCACCACCUGAACGCCCUGGGCGUGGGCCACGCCUCCCUGGACCAGCUCUGCCGCGUGACUGCGGCGCAUGGACUGCACAGCAAGCUCACGGGGGCAGGCGGCGGUGGCUGCGGCAUCACGCUCCUCAGGCCAGAUCUGGAGCAGGACGAGGUGGAGGCCACAAAGCAGGCCCUGGCCGCCUGUGGGUUCGACUGCUGGGAGACCAGCAUCGGUGCCCCUGGAGUCUCCGUCCACUCGGCCACCUCUCUGGAGGGACGUGUCCGGCAAGGCCUGGGCAUCCUCUGAGAGGGGCCCCAACUCCACCGCUCUGCAGAGAAGCCCCCYGGGAUUUCUGCUGGAGCCACAGUCAGCCUCUGGGCAGCCCCACAGCGUCCUCCAGCUCCUGACUUGACCGGAGGCUCCAGCCUCCACGAAGCCUCUGCUGGCCACCACCUGCCUCCCCUCCAGCCGCCAGGAGGGGCCAGGAGCGGCCGCUGAGGCCUCCUCCCGGGGUCCCACUCCCAUGGAUCCAUCUGCCCGGGCCACACCUUCACCCUUGGACACCCCAGCGCUGGGCCAGAAGUGGGGCUGGGGUGUGGAGCCCGGCCCCAGGGGGCACCUCCUGUCUCCUCUGUCUCCCUCCGCCUCCUCCAGGAAGCCCUCCGGCCUGGUGGGCUGUCUGCACCUUCCAGGCAUUGGAAUGGGCCGCCUGUGCCCCCUGCCCUCGGGGACAGCUGGCUGGACUUGCCUGGGGCCAGCUGGUGGUGUCCACCUCCUGCCCCAGGCUAGGGCUAGCCGUGUGAGUGGUGUGCAGCGUCCCCCAGUCUGGGGGCCUCGGGCAGGAGAUAGCUGCGGGGAGGUAACAGACUCCGACAGUUUCAUGAGGCUCCGCAGACCCCUGGGCUUCCCAGCUGUGCUCAGUGGAGCGUCCCAGGAGGGAAGGAAGAGGGGCCUGGUCACCGGGCUGUGUCUCAGGGACGGUGGGUUUCCCAGGUGGCCCUUGCUGCACAGGGACGGGGUGUGUCCGCCGACACGGGACACUGUCCGCUACUGGGAUACUAUCCGCUGGCACAGCCCCAGCUGCUGUCUGGCAGGGAAUGUCAAGUUCCUGGCCCCGGGUCACGAGCACCCAGCAGUGCAGUGUCGUGGGCCUCGGGCAGGGAGAACCGCAGCAGCCGCUGGGUCAGGCGCAGCUUCUGAGAUCAGCCCCCGGGCAGAGUGGACGCACCCCAGCCGCCCUGGCUGGCCCCUCCCGGCCCUGGGUGAGCUCGGUCCCCAGGCAACGUGGCUGAUCCACAGAAGGCCCUGGAGCACCAGGCAUGGAGGUGCACACCUGUGACACCAGAGACUGGGGAGGCCCAGGCAGGGUCACAAGUUCAAGGGCAG
Molecule: messenger RNA, 2382 nt
Organism: Urocitellus parryii (Arctic ground squirrel)
Lineage: Eukaryota; Metazoa; Chordata; Mammalia; Rodentia; Sciuridae
Gene: Mvk
Product: mevalonate kinase
Biological process (GO): isopentenyl diphosphate biosynthetic process, mevalonate pathway; cholesterol biosynthetic process; isoprenoid biosynthetic process
Cellular component (GO): cytosol; cytoplasm
Molecular function (GO): ATP binding; mevalonate kinase activity
Source: RefSeq, a predicted model, not a curated record